Pyrus x bretschneideri (Chinese white pear) is the source of this 862-nucleotide messenger RNA. RefSeq lists its product as uncharacterized. The record is from RefSeq and is a predicted model, not a curated record. NCBI's taxonomy places the organism in Eukaryota, Viridiplantae, Streptophyta, Magnoliopsida, Rosales, Rosaceae. Bases 67 to 717 code for a protein of 216 amino acids. The transcript is spliced from 2 exons.
AUUAUUGCAAGUACGAUGCACUAAACUUACGUUGCUUGAAAAAUAUACUCAAAGCUCUCUGUGUACAUGGCAACCUCCAAUCCAAGUGUUUGUUUGAAGCUCCUCAUCGACACAAAGGGUAAACGAGUUCUCUUUGCUGAAGCUGGCAAAGACUUUGUGGACUUUCUCCUUACAAUACUGUCUUUGCCUCUUGGCACUGUCAUCCGGCUCCUCUCCAAGGAUGGCAUGGUUGGCUCGUUAGGCAAGCUUUAUGGCAGUGUCGAAAGCCUAAGCAGCACAUACAUGCAACCACACUUUAACAAGGAAUCCCUUCUGAAACCUAAGGGAACUGCAACAAUUGAUGUUGGUGCUGAUGUCCUUCAUAUGCUGACGACAGAUGACUCCUCUGCUGAAAAGUCAAUCUAUGGUUGUCGUAAUUGUUGUUGUAACUACAGCAGCCGGCCAAUCGUUGUAACCGACGACCCUAAAGCCACUUGUCCGGAUUGCCGUUCAAGCAUAACUUACCCGGCGACUUUUGUCCAUCGAUCCCCUGCUGAAAGAACAACGUCCGGCGAGGGAGGGUAUGUGAAAGGUGUUGUGACGUAUAUGAUUAUGGAUGACCUGGAGGUGAAGCCUAUGUCUACCAUUUCAAGCGUAACCAUGCUCAACACGUUCAAUGUCAAGGAUGUCGGUGCCCUUGAAGAGAAGGAGGUCCAUCUUUCCAUGGAAGAGGUCUGAAAAGGUGUCAAAUUGCUGAGGGUAUCAUUGCAGUCAAACUUGGUUCUGACCACCGUGUUCCUUGAUAAGAAUGAAGCGUGAACACCUCAACUUUAUUUGCACUUCAACUGCAAGUAUUAUGGAAUGAACAGUCUGAAUUUUCUAC